Messenger RNA from Macadamia integrifolia, 1417 nucleotides. Its product is annotated as cysteine-rich receptor-like protein kinase 3. The record is from RefSeq and is a predicted model, not a curated record. The transcript is spliced from 2 exons. NCBI's taxonomy places the organism in Eukaryota, Viridiplantae, Streptophyta, Magnoliopsida, Proteales, Proteaceae. Gene Ontology annotation, cellular component: plasmodesma. The annotation marks the transcript as partial.
GUGUUCUGCAACUCCAAAUCUCCAAUCCAAUCCAUUUUUACUUGUUCGUUGAUGGAAGAAGUAUGCAUUCUAUUUACGUUAAUACCCCUGUGUAACACUUAUCAUAGCUGAUGUUUACUGAUUAAUAUUCAAUACCGACAUAAGAAGUCGUCAACUGUCGCCGUCAGGCUGUGGAUUUUUCCUCCCACCAUCCUCAGUUGCCUUUCGCGUUUCUGAUUUUAGGAGUUGACUAAGGUUUACACUUACACGUCGCAGAUAAUAGUUUCAUUAAAAAAUUAUGCAGAGUUGAAUCGGUUUAUUUGUUAGUCUGUCUGAAGAUAAUGCGAAGGAAAGAAGGAAAAAGAUCCAAGUGGGGGAAAUCGUGGAUUGAAUUUCUUCUCCCCAUUCACGGAUUUCUUCACCUUUGUCAUCAUCCUAUUCCCCCUGUUUUGUCCUUACCAUCGCAGUCAAAUCCUAUUGCUCAAAGGUCUGUUUUUUAAGUUCUUUCAUGCGAGGUGCGAGGGGCUUCUACUAUUCGGAACAUUUACCAUCUCCAAGAUCCCUCUUCAUCUCUCUCUCAUUCUUCUCCCUUCUUCUUCUUCGUACGAUCGUAUCACCAUGUCUUCGCGGUGUUCGUUUAUUUUCUGUGUCUUCUUCUUCUUCUUCUCGUUAUUCAUAAGUCUUUCUGUUUCGAACCCAAGAGCUACGAUGGCGGGUCUUGUAUGUUCCAACGAUACCGCAUCACCGGCCGAGCGCCAGACCUUCGUUAAUAACUUUGUGUCGGCCAUGGACGCUGUUACCCCCCAAGUCACUUCCCGUAGAUAUGCCAGAGUUGUUACUGGGUCUGGAAACACCACGGUGUACUCCUUUGGUCAGUGCAUGAAAGAUCUCUCGCAGACAGACUGCGACCUCUGUUUCGCCCAGUGCAAGACCCAGAUCCCUAAGUGUGUCCCCUUCCAAAAAGCGACUCGAGGUGGCAGAGUCUUCUUUGAUGGCUGUUAUCUAAGGUAUGACGAGUAUGAUUACUUCAGCGAAGCUUUGAGCCCUGAGGACCGGACUGUUUGUGGGAACCAAAGUUUCGCCGGAAAUCGGGUAGCUUUCAGGGCGAACGCCAUCCAGCUCGUGAAGAAUCUGAGUGCCCAAGCACCCAACAAUGGUGGUUUCUUCGUUGGGUACGUGGAUCGGGGCAACUCCACUGCGUACGGAUUAGCGCAAUGCUGGGAGUAUUUGAAUGCGAGCUCCUGCAGUAGUUGUUUAAGAAAUGGGGUCUCAAGGAUUGUUUCUUGCCUGCCAAAUGGUGAAGGAAGGGUUUUGAACUCUGGGUGCUAUAUGAGGUAUUCGACGCAGAAAUUUUAUGACAAUUCAACGAGCGAUGCAGCCGGAGGAGGAAGGAGGGUUCUGGAAUUUCUAAUUGAGAUUUCAGACAAUCUCAGUCAUG